AUGAGUUCUAGAUAUUCCAACGCUGGAGGUGCUCAUCAGAGAGAUCUCAGGACCCAGCUUUUUGCGGCACCGCCUCGCGGGAUCAACCCCACACCGCCCUCUAGAUCAGAAUCACCAUAUGAUAACGCCACGCCCAGUAACAGCGCUAAGUACAACGAACUGUACCUUCUGUCUUUAGAAUCGCAAAAUAAUGACGAGCUCGAUACAAUGGGCGCCAAAGUGCGCUUACUAAAGGAUUUAGGUGUAAGAAUGGGAGGAGAAAUCAAUAAAUCAAUCAAACUUAACGACGAGAUUACUGAUUCCAUGGAGAAAGGUAAGUUACAGCUCAGAAAGACGUGGAACAGGAUGAUUGAUAUGAGCCAGCGUGCAGGAAUAACGUGGAGAAUGUGGUUGGUGGUAUUUGCAUUGGUCGGGAUUUGGUUCUUUUGGGUCUGGAUAACUUAA
Molecule: messenger RNA, 444 nt
Organism: Dujonia railenensis
Lineage: Eukaryota; Fungi; Ascomycota; Pichiomycetes; Serinales; Debaryomycetaceae
Source: the annotation of a GenBank genome assembly